AAAAACCAUCUUCACUUCUAGCUACCUUCAAGUUUUCAACACAAAUCAGUAAACCAAAAAUACAUUUUUAGUUUCAUUUUUGCAGAAAAAAAGAGAGGCCGAAUGACGAACUCGUUUGUGUUCCCAUGCCUUCUUCUUCUUCUUCUUCCUCUCGUCGCAGCCCAACUCCGAGUUGGUUUCUACAACUCUACCUGCCCGCGGGCAGAACUCAUUGUCCGGAAAGUGAUUCAGGAGCGAUUCCGCGAUAACCGUACCAUUACAGCAGCACUGCUUCGCAUGCAUUUCCAUGACUGCUUUGUUAGGGGUUGCGAUGCAUCCGUACUCAUAGACCCAACAAAGACCACCCCAUCCGAGAAAGAUGCAGUGCCAAACCAGACGGUACGAGAAUUCGAUCUCAUCGACAAGGCCAAGAAAAAACUGGAGGCUGCGUGCCCGGGAAUCGUCUCGUGCGCCGAUAUCAUAACGCUGGCGACCCGAGACUCCGUGGCUCUGGCCGGAGGACCGAACUACUCGGUGCCAACCGGGAGACGUGACGGCCUGAUCUCGGACCCAAACCUCGUGAACGUACCGGGGCCGACAUUCUCCGUGUCAGAGGCGUUGCAAUCCUUUACCGCAGUAGGGCUAACCCUGUUUGACAUGGUGACUCUUUUGGGCGCGCACACGGUUGGCGUUGCGCACUGCGAUUUCUUUCAGAACCGGCUCUCCAACUUUGAGGGCACCGGAAAGCCGGACCCUACUAUGGAUCCGGCUCUGGUGUCAAAGCUGUUUAGCCUUUGUGGGACACAGUCAAGGCCUUUGAAACAUGAUCUGACCACGUUUUUGGACCGGACCACCCCUUUCAUUGUUGAUAAUCAGUACUACAAUGAUAUUCUUUCGGGGAGAGGGAUAAUGCAGAUUGAUCAAGAACUUGCAUUGGAUGAUUCUACAGCGUCUUUCGUGUCGGGUUUUGCGAACGACGCCCUGGGAUUCCAGCUGAGUUUUGCGAAUGCGUUGGUUAAGAUGGGGAGCAUUGAAGUUCUUGUUGGAAGCGCUGGAGAAAUUAGAAAGAAUUGUAGAGUUUUCAACUAAUUAUUAACCCACUCAAAAAGAAAAAUGUAGGUUUUUUUUUUGUCUGAUAAUUACAGGUCAAUUUACGCACACCUCAAUUAA
Rhododendron vialii is the source of this 1149-nucleotide messenger RNA. Its product is annotated as peroxidase 44-like. The coding region runs from base 103 to 1068 and encodes 321 amino acids. Gene Ontology annotation, biological process: hydrogen peroxide catabolic process; response to oxidative stress. Gene Ontology annotation, cellular component: plasmodesma; plant-type cell wall. Gene Ontology annotation, molecular function: heme binding; peroxidase activity. The record is from RefSeq and is a predicted model, not a curated record. Lineage: Eukaryota; Viridiplantae; Streptophyta; Magnoliopsida; Ericales; Ericaceae. The transcript has 2 exons.